Pieris macdunnoughi is the source of this 2151-nucleotide messenger RNA. Lineage: Eukaryota; Metazoa; Arthropoda; Insecta; Lepidoptera; Pieridae. The record is from the annotation of a GenBank genome assembly.
AUGGCUGCCGUGUUUCUGUCAAAUAGACGAUUUGAUAAAAUAUUUCGAUAUAAUAAUAAAAUUAAAAAUGUAUUUUAUCAUAAAUCAGUAAUAUUAAAUAAGCCACAUUUUACUCUUGUAUGUAAAAAAUGUGUUGCUGCAAGUAGUUUCAGGCUUUAUUCAUCAUCUCCUUCCAGUAAUUCUAAUGGUCAAGACACCGCUAAGAAUGUACUUGCAGCAGUGUUGGCUAAUAAGCCUAAAACGGGAAAAAUUCCAGUUGGUAUCCAAAAGAGAGACUGCUUUCAUCCAGGUGCAUCUGUUUUGGCCCGUGAAGAUAUCAACCUUGGAGAUGCCAAGCCGGUUUCGGGGAUGGAUAUGGUGCGGGGGAUGAUGGAGUAUGUGUGGCCUAAGGACGACGCCGCAAUAAGAAACCGAGUGGUGCUGUCGCUGUCGCUGUUGUUCGGCGCGAAGCUGACGAACGUGGCCGUGCCGUUCCUGUUCAAGUACGCCGUGGACGAGGUGAACGCGGCGGCGGGCGAAGCGGCGCUACUGGGGCUGGACAGCGCGCCGCAGGCCGUGGGCACGGCCACCUUCAGUCUACUGCUGGGCUACGGGCUGGCUCGCGCCACGGCCGCCGGCUUUAACGAGCUGCGCAACGCGGUGUUCGCGCGCGUGGCGCAGCACUCCAUCCGGCGCCUGGCCUGCAACGUGUUCGCGCACCUGCACAACCUGGACCUGGCCUUCCACCUGGGCCGACAGACGGGCGCGCUCUCCAAGACCAUCGACCGCGGCUCGCGCGCGAUCAACUUCGUGCUGUCCGCCAUGGUCUUCAACGUGGUGCCGACGGCGUUCGAGCUGGCGCUCGUGUGCUCCAUCCUGGGGCUGAAGGGCGGAUUGGCCUUCGCCGGCGUGGCGGGCGGCUGCGUGGCCGUGUACGCCGCCUUCACGCUGGCCGUGACGCAGUGGCGCACCCGCUUCCGCGUGCUCAUGAACCGGGCCGAGAACGAGGCCGGCAACAAGGCCGUGGACUCGCUCAUCAACUACGAGACGGUGAAGUACUUCGGCAACGAAAGGCACGAGCUCGACAAGUACGACACGAGUCUGCGCAAGUACGAGCACGCGUCGCUCAAGACCGCCUCCAGCCUGGCGCUGCUCAACUUCGGCCAGCAUGCCAUCUUCAGCGCCGGCCUGUCCGUCAUCAUGCUGUGCGCCGCCAAUGAGAUCGUCCGAGGCAACAUGACCGUGGGCGACCUGGUGAUGGUGAACGGGCUGGUGUUCCAGCUGUCCAUCCCGCUCGGCUUCCUCGGGUCCGUGUACCGCGAGGUGCGCCAGGCGCUCGUGGACAUGCAGACCAUGUUCACGCUGAUGGCGGUGCGGCCGCGCGUGGCCGAGGUGGACCGGGCGCCGCAACUGGCGCUGGCGCCGGAAGCGCCCGCCAUCGAGUUCCGCAACGUCAGCUUCAAGUACGAGCUGGGCAAGCCCGUGCUCACCGACCUCUCGCUGACGGUGCCGCGCGGCAAGAAGCUGGGCGUCGUCGGCGGCUCCGGCAGCGGCAAGUCGACGCUCGUGCGGCUGCUGUUCCGCUUCGUGGAGCCGCAGGGCGGCAGCGUGCUCGUGGGCGGGCGGGACGUGCGCGACGUUUCCCUGCGGUCGCUGCGCCGCGCGGUCGCCGUGGUGCCGCAGGACUGCGUGCUGUUCCACGACACCAUCUACCACAACCUGCACUACGGCGACCUGGAGGCGCCGCGCGAGGCCGUCGAGCGCGCCGCCCGCCUGGCCGAGCUGCACGACGCCGUGCUGGGCUGGCCCAAGGGCUACGAGACGCAGGUCGGCGAGCGCGGCCUGAAGCUGUCCGGCGGCGAGAAGCAGCGCGUGGCCAUCGCCCGCGCCAUCCUCAAGGACGCGCCCAUCAUCGUGUUCGACGAGGCCACGUCCAGCCUGGACUCGCUGACGGAGCACGCGAUCCUGGCCGCGCUGCGGGCGGCGACGGCCGGACGCACCUCCGUGUGCAUCGCGCACAGACUAAGCACGGUGGCCGACGCCGACGAGAUCGUGGUGUUGGAGCGCGGCUGCAUCGCGGCCAGGGGCACGCACAGCGAGCUGCUGGCGCAGGAGGGCUCGCUUUACGCGCGCCUCUGGCAGCGCCAGAGGCAGGACGCGCCGCGGCCCUAG